AUGGCAAUGAGAGCUUUAGGUUUUGCCAUUAAAAAAAAUCUGCUAAAGAUACUCAAAGAAGAUGAUCGAGAAGGAAGUGGGAAAAUCAUUUUUGAAAAUUUUAAUGACAUAGUGACAGAUAGGGUACUCGACAGAGAUCCACAUGAAGAGAUGCUCAAGGUAUUUGACUUGCUUGAUGAUAAUGAUUCAGGUAAAAUAAGCUUGAGAAACCUGUUUCCUAGGGAAAUGGGAGGGAAUAUGACUGAUGAAGAACUUAGGACAAUGAUCAAAGAAGACGACGAUGGGGAGAUCAAUCAGGAAGAGUUUAUUGCUAUCAUGACUGGAGAUGUUGACCAUUACAAGAAAGAAAGGGAAUGGCACAAAAUGGAACGAUUAUUGGCUUUUAGUACUGAGCAGCCACAUUUCUGUUUCAGUUAUUUUUUCUAA
Molecule: messenger RNA, 426 nt
Organism: Sceloporus undulatus (fence lizard)
Lineage: Eukaryota; Metazoa; Chordata; Lepidosauria; Squamata; Phrynosomatidae
Gene: CETN3
Product: centrin 3
Biological process (GO): spindle pole body duplication
Cellular component (GO): microtubule organizing center
Molecular function (GO): microtubule binding; calcium ion binding
Source: RefSeq, a predicted model, not a curated record